Molecule: messenger RNA, 3957 nt
Organism: Mandrillus leucophaeus (drill)
Lineage: Eukaryota; Metazoa; Chordata; Mammalia; Primates; Cercopithecidae
Gene: ZFP62
Product: ZFP62 zinc finger protein
Exons: 2
Coding region: 264-2786 (840 amino acids)
Source: RefSeq, a predicted model, not a curated record
AGGUUGCCUUCUUUCUCAUCUCUGCAGUAACUGUCUUCAUGGUUUCAUAGCCUCCCUGGUACCCCUCCCCAGUGUCACAUUUGAAGACGAGCACUGAGGAUGAGGAACCAACUGAAGAAUAUGCAAAUGCUGGAAAUACAGAAUCUAAGUGGCCAAAAGGGGAAGGUCUUCACAGAGAUCCUGUGCCUGAGUCUAAGGUUGGUGACACGUGUGUUUGGGAUAGCAAGGUAGAGAGUCAGCAGGAAAAGCCUGUGGAAAACAGGAUGAAGGAAGACAAAAGCUGCAUCAGGGAAGCAAUCAGCACAGCGAAGAGUACAGCAAAUAUAAAGACAGAACAGGAAGGUGAGACAUCUGAGAAGAGCUUGCGUCUGAGCCCACAGCAUAUCACACACCAGACUAUGCCUGUAGGACAGAGAGGCAGUGAGCAAGGCAAAUGUGUGGAGAACAUUAAUGGAACCUCCCACCCUAGUCUACAGCAGAAAACCAAUGCUGUUAAGAAAUUACAUAAAUGUGAUGAAUGUGGGAAAUCCUUCAAAUACAAUUCCCGCCUUGUUCAACAUAAAAUUAUGCACACUGGGGAGAAGCGCUAUGAAUGUGACGACUGUGGAGGGACCUUCCGAAGCAGCUCCAGCCUUCGGGUCCACAAGCGGAUCCACACUGGGGAGAAGCCGUAUGCGUGUGAGGAAUGUGGGAAAGCCUACAUGUCCUACUCCAGCCUCAUAAACCACAAAAGCACCCAUUCUGGGGAGAAGAACUGCAAAUGCGAUGAAUGUGGAAAAUCCUUCAAUUAUAGCUCUGUUCUGGACCAGCAUAAAAGGAUCCACACUGGGGAGAAGCCCUAUGAGUGCGGUGAGUGUGGAAAGGCCUUCAGGAACAGCUCUGGGCUCCGAGUCCACAAAAGGAUCCACACGGGGGAGAAGCCCUAUGAAUGCGACAUCUGUGGGAAAACCUUCAGUAACAGCUCUGGCCUUAGGGUCCACAAAAGGAUCCACACGGGCGAGAAACCUUAUGAAUGUGAUGAGUGUGGGAAGGCCUUCAUUACUUGUAGAACACUUCUCAACCAUAAAAGCAUCCACUUUGGAGAUAAACCCUAUAAAUGUGAUGAGUGUGAGAAAUCUUUUAAUUAUAGCUCUCUUCUCAUUCAGCAUAAAGUCAUCCACACUGGAGAGAAACCUUAUGAAUGUGACGAAUGUGGGAAGGCUUUCAGGAACAGCUCAGGCCUCAUAGUGCAUAAAAGGAUCCACACGGGAGAGAAACCUUACAAGUGUGAUGUCUGUGGCAAAGCAUUCAGCUAUAGCUCAGGCCUCGCAGUCCAUAAAAGCAUUCACCCUGGAAAGAAAGCCCAUGAGUGUAAGGAGUGUGGGAAGUCCUUCAGUUAUAACUCACUUCUUCUUCAGCACAGAACUAUUCACACCGGAGAGAGACCUUAUGUAUGUGAUGUGUGUGGGAAAACGUUCAGAAACAAUGCAGGCCUCAAAGUCCACAGGAGGCUGCAUACUGGGGAGAAACCCUAUAAGUGUGAUGUGUGUGGGAAAGCCUAUAUCUCACGCUCUAGCCUUAAAAAUCACAAAGGAAUCCACCUUGGGGAGAAGCCCUAUAAAUGUAGCUACUGUGAGAAAUCCUUCAACUACAGCUCUGCCCUUGAGCAGCAUAAAAGGAUUCAUACCAGGGAAAAACCCUUUGGGUGUGAUGAGUGUGGAAAAGCUUUCAGAAAUAAUUCCGGCCUUAAGGUACAUAAACGAAUCCACACUGGGGAACGACCUUAUAAAUGUGAAGAGUGUGGGAAAGCGUACAUCUCCCUCUCGAGCCUUAUAAAUCAUAAAAGCGUCCACCCCGGGGAGAAGCCCUUUAAGUGUGAUGAGUGUGAGAAGGCCUUCAUCACAUACCGAACCCUUAUAAACCACAAAAAAGUUCAUCUUGGGGAGAAGCCCUACAAAUGUGAUGUGUGUGAGAAAUCUUUUAAUUACACGUCACUCCUUUCUCAGCACAAAAGGGUCCACACUAGAGAGAAACCCUAUGAAUGUGACAGGUGCGAGAAGGUCUUCAGAAACAACUCAAGCCUUAAAGUUCAUAAGAGAAUCCAUACUGGGGAGAAGCCCUAUGAAUGUGACGUGUGUGGAAAAGCCUACAUCUCACACUCAAGCCUUAUUAACCAUAAAAGUACCCACCCCGGCAAGACACCGCAUCCAUGCGAUGAGUGUGGAAAAGCUUUUUUCUCAAGCAGAACUCUUAUAAGCCAUAAAAGAGUCCAUCUUGGAGAGAAACCCUUCAAGUGUGUCGAGUGUGGGAAAUCUUUCAGUUACAGCUCUCUCCUUUCUCAGCACAAGAGGGUCCACACAGGGGAGAAACCCUAUGUGUGUGAUAGGUGUGGGAAGGCCUUCAGGAACAGCUCAGGCCUCACAGUGCAUAAAAGGAUCCACACAGGUGAGAAACCCUAUGAAUGUGAUGAGUGUGGGAAGGCAUACAUCUCACACUCAAGUCUUAUCAACCAUAAAAGUGUCCACCAGGGGAAGCAGCCCUAUAAUUGUGAGUGUGGGAAAUCCUUCAAUUAUAGAUCAGUCCUUGACCAGCACAAAAGGAUCCACACUGGAAGGAAGCCAUACCGAUGUAAUGAGUGUGGUAAGGCUUUCAAUAUCCGAUCAAAUCUCACCAAGCAUAAAAGAACCCAUACUGGAGAGGAGUCUUUAAGUGUGAUAUAUGUGGGAAGUUAUAGUGGCACAUCCCAGAAGAGAACCUAUGAGGGAGGGAGUGCCCUGGAUGGGAGCAGGAUGAGGCUGCCUCUGUAGCAGGCAGAGCUCACCAAGUCUCUGAACUCAAAUGGAAGAAAUACCUUAUGAAUGUGAGAAUGUAUGGGGUCAUGGCUUGUAAUUUACACAGUGUAAAUGGAACCAUCCUAGAGGAUUGGGAGGAAUCCUUUCUAUGUGAUUGUCAAUCAUAGCGAGCAAGAAAGGCUCCAGUAUCAAAGUAGUUCAGCGCUUAUGGGAUAUAAAAUAGUCCAUACUUGAGAUAAAAACCUACCCAAGUGAUGGAAUGUGAAGCAAUGUCUUCAAAAUUAGUAGACAUUUCUGGACAUAAAACACAGAUGAGGAAGGGACUUCAAUUAGAAGUUACAUAAUCACCAUCAGAAAGUUCAUGUUUGGUAAAGUCUGUCACUAGAAAUGUAGGAAAUUCAGGUAUAGCUUUGAAUCCCAAUUACACAUUGGUCAGUGGGAAAACUGAGAAAGGCCUCCAACAGACAAAUUCAGGGAGAGGUAGGUUUCAGGGAAUAUAAAUUUACUUAAUAUUAGUGGUCUUUAAGUAUAAACUUGAUGUAAUUGGUUUGGGAGGGGCAGUGAUGAUGACUUCUGAAACAAAAUUUGGAUUUCGUUUUAGGAAAAGUAGAAAGUAUAGACUUACAAGUCUAACAGGAGAUAGGAGAGAGUCACUCAUAAAAAAUGCAAAUUGAUGAACGUACUAUUGUGAUACAUUAGUUGAAUGGAUGAAACUUUUUUAAAGUUUCAGAUGAACUCCCAUAAUGAUGAAUUUGUGAUGAGGGAUAACCUGGAAGUGGUAUUCACACAUUAUGCUACAAUAAAAGGUUCUACCGUGGAGAGGAUUUUGACACAUUCAGUAACUAAUGGAACACACCGUCAACAUGAAUUUGCACCUUACAUGACAGAAUUGAUUCAGGGAUUCCUAUGAAUAGAAAUGCUGAGAAGGAACGCAUCUUAGUGCAGAAGCUAAAAAGCUAAGCACCAGUCAUCUAGAGAGAAGGAAAUUAAUGUUUCUUAAUCCUGUUAAAUGUUUGAUUGUUUGGAAUAUGUUACUGUAAAGAUGUCAUGCAGUAUAUGUGUAUAUUGUCUGUUGUAAAAUGUUAACGAAUACUUUGUUCAGGGCUCACUUUCUCUUUGUCAUGAAAGCCAGCUCCUUGUGGCGAGGUAAAGUGGAAUUCCAAUAAAGAAAUUCCUUAAAUCAAAA